Messenger RNA from Xylaria bambusicola, 2232 nucleotides. RefSeq names its product hint-domain-containing protein. The coding region runs from base 1 to 2232 and encodes 743 amino acids. Lineage: Eukaryota; Fungi; Ascomycota; Sordariomycetes; Xylariales; Xylariaceae. The transcript is spliced from 6 exons. The record is from RefSeq and is a predicted model, not a curated record.
AUGAGGACUAAAUGCAUUGACCCAAGCGAUUUGGGUGGCGAUUCUAUUAACUCGCCUUCUACACCGACCUCUACUGAUGAUCCAAUCACGACCAUCCAUCCUCUUAAAAACAAAGAUGGUGUUAUAGUGACAGUUCAGCCACCGGAUAAGCCAUUGAGUCCCGUCGCAGGUCAUGUUCCGUGCGACAUCGUUCUCGUCAUCGAUGUCUCUCAAAGCAUGAGCGACAACGCCCCAGCCGCAGUGUACGAUGAACAAGGAAACGCCGCCAAAGAGGAUUUCGGUCUGACUAUUUUGGAUCUUACCAAGCAUGCUGCUCGAACUAUAGUGUCAACACUCAACGAAGGUGAUAGGUUAGGGAUCGUGACCUUCAACCGAGUACUAUCCAGGAGUUGGGCUUAUAUUUUCGGUACACAGAUUAUACAGGAUCUUACUCCGAUGACGGAAGAGAACAAGGCACAAAUGAACGUCAGCAUCGACAGCAUGCGGACAGAUGGUGCGACCAACCUUUGGGGAGGAAUCACAGAAGGUCUUAAACUAUUUGAGCCUGGGUGUUCAAACGGCCGUGUACCGGCGCUUAUGGUUCUAACUGAUGGACAACCUAACACUCAAUGUCCCUCUCAAGGCUACGUUAGAAAACUCCAAACUAUGGGCCCUCUACCGGCCUCGAUUAACACGUUUGGUUUUGGGUACGAUAUUCGAUCGGGGUUGCUCAAGUCCAUCGCAGAAACUUCUAAUGGAAACUAUGCGUUUAUCCCGGACGCCGGCAUGAUAGGAACAGUAUUUGUACAUGCAGUGGCACAUCUAAUCAGUACGUAUGCAACACGUUGUACAUUAGAGAUAACCGCCACCAAAGGCGUGCUCUUGAGGACAACAACGGGAAAGCGUAUUUCAGAGGAGCAAGACGAGGAAGAGGCUGUCGGUAGGGGAAAGCUGACGAUUCAACUUGACAACUUGCAAUACGGACAGUCUCGCGACAUUUACCUGGAGAGUGUUGACGAGAAAGGACAAAAGAGCGCAUUUACAGGAUCUGGGGAAGAUGGGAUAAUGCAUGCAACGCUCAGAUACUCCCGGAUGGGAUCAGCUGAAUUUGUCACUUUCGCACACCAAGAUAUUGCCGAGCCCUCGAAUCUCGGACCAUCUGUGAUCGCAUACCACCAGAGUCGCUCGAUGAUUUGCGAUUUGCUCUCAUCCUUCGCCCCAAUCUGGAACUCCGAAUACGUGGAUAAGCGCCUCGACAGUGUCCAAGAUGAACGACGGCGUCUCCAGAAAGUUAUCGAUAGCAUCCCGGCCAAGGAUUACAAGGACAAAUACAACAAAUCGCUGAUGCAGGAUCUCAACGGGCAGGUCAGCGAGGCGCUGUCGCGCGAGACCUAUUUCAAUCGAUGGGGCCGGCAUUUCUUCUUUAGCUUGCGAAACGCUCAUGAGAAGCAGCUCUGUAACUCGUUCAAGGACCCGGGUCCUCUCAUGUACAACGAUAACAAGCUCUUCAACGAGUACCGCGACAACCUCGACGCGACCUUCAGUCUCAUCCCGCCUCCGAAACCUACCGCUCGAAAGCGUAAAGCCAAGGCGCCGAAAAUCUUCUCCAUGGCCAAGUUUCAUAGCCAGGGUAACCCGUGCUUUGCCGGUUCGAGCCAUGUUCUGCUCGCGGAGGGUUACGAGACGCCGAUAUCGAAUCUACGACAAGGCAUGUUGGUCAAGACGCCGGUGGGGGCUCGUGGUGUGCGAGCCUUGUUGAAGACGCAGCCAUCUUCUAGCGCUACCAUGUGCCGCGUUGAAAACUUGCUCGUGACGCCCUGGCAUCCCAUUAAAGUCGAUAGGUCUGAGAAUGAACACAUCCACGGUACCGAGUGGGUAUUUCCUAUAGAUGUUGUUAAGUCAACGGAGGCCUACUCAGAACCUGUUUACUCUGUACUGCUUGAGCCGCAUGAAGACGUGGACGCCCAUGCUAUAUAUGUCGGUGGCGUCUGGGGCGUCACUCUUGGACACGGCAUUACCAGCGGGAGUGAUGUUCGAGCUCACGAGUUCUUAGGCGACUAUAGUGCCGUUUCUAGAGAGUUGAUGACGCUGGGAUCUGGUGAGGAUGGUGUGUACUCUAGUGCUGGGGUGAGAAGAGAUGGUUGUACGGGUAUGGUGUGCGGUUUCGCAUCCCCACCAUCGAUUUAUGCGAACGAGAUGAAAGGUAUGGAUCGCGUGCAACCAUAUAGCAGGGUCGAAACAUUGUGUGCUUGA